CGUGAGGAAAACUGGUCUGUCAUGGCUGCUAGAAUUCCGUCUCUCCGUCUGUGUGCUGCUGUGUAUGAAGGUUCUCUCCUGCACUGCACACUCUCCAACACUUCACAUCACAGAUGUGGCAGAAAACUUUAACAUCGAUCAAAACAGUUCGCAGAACCUUCAUGACGAGCCAGAUCACCAUUCCUUCCCUCCAAGUUCUGAAAGCAACUUUACCAUCAAUGAUGAACACAUUAUUCAUCAGCGCACAGAGAAGAUAUUGCCCAUUCUGACGGUGGUGAGGUUCCCCAACGUUCCAUGUACUGUUGGAUCGACAGAUGGUACUUGUUACACUGGUACUGAGUGUAGGCAACUGGGCGGUGUGCAGAUGGGCUUGUGUGCGAAUGGCUUUGGUGUCUGCUGCUACAAGGAGAUCACGUGUGGAGGGUCAUCUAGCACCAACUGCACGUACUUAGUCAGCCCUAAUUUCCCAGUUACGUACAAUGAGGCCAGGAGCUGCAACAUGACCAUCACUCGUAUGCAGGACGUCUGUCAGUUGAGACUCGAUUUUCAGGCUUUUGACACCUUUCCUCCAGACAAGUUUGGACUGUGUAAGGAAGAUCAGUUCACAGUGAAGGGAGAGAAGAAGUUCACCUUCCUGUGUGGUGCUGCACCGUCACACUGGCACUUCUACCUAGACGUCGGAGGUCACGACCACUCUACUGUCUUCACAUUUACCACCUCCACAGCUAACUACAACAGGAAAUUUAAAAUCAAGGUCUCCAUGAUCGAGUGUUCCCAUUCAGUACCAGGUGGGUGUGGGCAGUAUUUUACAAGCAACUCAGGAACCAUCCAGAGCUUCAACUAUGGCAGCUUCUACCUGGCCGGGGUCAACUAUGGCAUCUGCUUCAGGAAGGAGAAGAAUAAAUGCAAGACAACUUUGAGAUUAUCGGGUCCAUCAUUCGUGCGGUGUCCCACUGAUCUGUACCGUCUACCAGUGGGAGACACAGCCACUCCUAGCAACACUGUCAUAAACAUCAGUCCGCUAGGAGUAGAGGGACUUUACUGCCAGCUGGAUGCUGCACCUGCAAUAUUAGCGCCCUUCACUGUCAUCCAGCCUACGUUAACGACAGUGAGCAACGGACCACUUAUCAUAAUGCACAGGACUAACCUGACCGACGGCUUCCCUAACUACCAUUCCACCAUUAACUGCACUACAUGUGCUGGCUUCUACCAAAACUUCACUCAUAAUGACUGCUGACUUGAUGAACUCUCACAAGCACAAGCCUGGUACAACAUUCUGUAAGACACCUGGAGUAUACCUGCAGAGGGUUUCGGGGGUCAAAGCCCCGCGGCCCGGUCUGUGACCAGGUCUCAUGGUGAAUCAGGACCUGAUCAACCACACUGUUACUGCUGGCCGCACGUAAUCCAACGUACGAACCACAGCCCGGCUGGUCAGGUACUGAUUUCAGGUGGCUGUCCAGUGCCUGCUUGAAGACAGUCAGGAGUCUAUAAGGAACUUCACAUGUUACAAUCCAUGCAGAAAUUACUGUGUUAGUAUGAUCAUUUUCUGUACAUUUCAACAAACCACGGACAGUACAAUACAAUAUUAACAAAAUAAUGUAUUUCGGUCAUGUAUGAUACAAGAAAAGUUCAUAUACAUGGGUAUGCAUAUAUAUAUUCAUGUACUUAUGUAUACUUUUACAUAUAGAUGUGUGUGCAAAUGUGUGUAUGGAUAUAUAUACUUGUGUGUAUGUACAGGAAGACCAAAGUAAUCGAAUGUAUAUUUGUGAGCAUAUAUUCACAAACAUAAAUACACAUAUAUACUCACCUAUUAGUGGUUGCAGAUGUGGAAGCUCAGCUCCUGGGUCCACCUUUUCACUGACUCUCACUGUGUGAACUACCUAUAACCUAUUAGCUUCGUAAGCCAUAUCAUACCUACUCUUAAAGCUCUGCAUGUAUCCUGUCUUUGCCAUUUCACAGUCUAGAACUCACGAAAUCGUAAUGACACGAUUGCAAACAAACCAUGCGUCGGUCAGGAGUUUUAUGACUACCGCAGGUUCAAGCCCCGCCCGUGGAAUGGUCUGUCUAGGUCCCUCGGACAUUCCACCUCCUGACCACCUCAGACUAAAAGAAAUAUUUCGUAAGUUAUCCAGUGUUUGUUUUUCUAACACUCCGUCUCUCUCUGCUAGGUAAUUUAUCUGUAUUUUGUACGUGUUAAUCAUCACUCAUGGCCAGUACGACUACUACUACUCCCCAUGAAAA
This is a messenger RNA of Cherax quadricarinatus, 2241 nucleotides long. RefSeq lists its product as uncharacterized. The record is from RefSeq and is a predicted model, not a curated record. NCBI's taxonomy places the organism in Eukaryota, Metazoa, Arthropoda, Malacostraca, Decapoda, Parastacidae.